UCUCAGUCUCUGUCUUCACUUUUUCGUUCCUGACUCUCUGCUUUGUAUCGUGUACGCAGGCCUCGCACACGAUAUCGGUGAUCUAUUACAACUCUGAUAUAGUUCAGCUGUUGUCCUACCCACCUGUGCCUUUGAAAACUUGGCUCGCCCACGAGUCUGCAUUUCAAGCAGUCAGCCCUUUGAAUUCCAAGUCGAGAGCUGGUUCUCUUGGCGUGAUUGUUCGAUUUCUUCGCCUUGCCUGUUGAUUAUCGCAUCGAUGUCGAACUUCGACGACAGCCACAACAACUCCCCUCAGACGUACGAGCCUGUCGUUCCUACGGAUCUCACCCGCGGCUCCUAUCACAGCGCAAUGGGUCCCCCACCACAGCACACCGUGCGAGAGACUCGCAGCUCGUCUGAUACGAGCAAUGCGUCGCUCAAGAGCCCACGCACUGCUCGAUUCGCCGAGGCCACAUCCAUCCACUCUCCAAUUGAACGGACGGAAGCUGGUCGGUCACCCUUUGCCGAUCCUCCCAAGUCCCAGGCGCAGAGUGGCGGUGUUGGUGAUCUCGGCUUCGGUUAUGUUGCAGCCAACAACCCAGCUCAGCAUGCGGAUGACCAGGUUCCAAUGUCGCCUUUCAGACCUGACCUGAAGGUACCCCAGACGGCCAAGUCAUUGAACCCGCUUAGCCCAACUUUCCGUGAGGAGUAUAUGCUCGAGAAGCAAGAAAAGAAGGCCGAAGUGGAAAACGCCCGAGAUUUGAGAAUCAAACUUCGCGUCCGUAUCGCAAAGGUCUUCCUAAGAUUCGUCAGCUUUGGCUGCAGUCUCAUUGUGCUAUCUCUCUUAGCUGUGACAUUGACCGUCUUUAACGCAACCAAGAGCCUUCCCACUCGUAACAACCUCCCAGCCUGGGCAGCAGGUACCAACCCGUGGGCCCAGUACCUCCUCCUGGGAAUGGCCUGCGUCUCCCUAGUCGCCUGUCUAAUUGUAUUCUGGGCGUACCGCAAAGGCGGACACAAGCGCGCCGAGAAAGCUGCAGUCUACUACACAAGCUUCUCCAUCGCCUUCUUCGCCUUCAACCUGAUAAUGUGGAUCGUCGGCGCAGCAAUCUACCAACACUCAAAGGCGACCGGAGAACACAAAGACAUGUGGGGAUGGUCCUGCGCCCAGAACACCCGUGAAGAGAUCUACCACAACAGCGUCGACUACGCCCUCCUCUGCCGCCUCCAAGACUGGGGCCUAGUCUGCGCAAUCAUCGAAGUCGUCAUCGAAGUCCUAAUCAUCAUAAUCUACGUCGUAGUCUUCUACCGCAUCUGGAGCAAGCGCAAGCUCAUGAAAUCAAUGGAUACCCGCGAUAACGCCCGCUCAGAUCUCUACCUCGCCCAGCUUCGUCUCCAAUCUGCCCCGAACACGCCCGGCUUCGCAGGCUUCAGCUCCUACCCGCCCAAAUCCCCCUCUACGCCGCUGCUCCUGUCGACGCUUACUCGGCCGCCGAGAAGGGCCAGGUUACCCAGACGCAAUACGCUUCGCCAGUCUCGCCUACACGUCCGACUCCGUCCUUCCAGCUGCAGCCCCCGCCUAUUCGUGUUCAGCAGGCUACGCCGCAGACUGCGCAGGGUGAGUUCGCUCCUCGUCAGUCGCAUUCGCCGUCCCCGCCUCCUCAACACCAGGCUCCGCAGUCUCAGUAUGUCAGUGCUCCCGGUGAGCAGACUUACGCUGCUGUGCCGAUUCCUGGAGCUUAUGGGAGUCCCAUGGGCCCGACGUUCCCGGCUGCUGUACACAAAUGAGUUUGAAUGACUAUAUGCUUUUUUAUUACCAUGCUAUUUAUCGUUUGGUUCGAUCUUGGCAACCCCUUUGAAAACAAGAAAAUAUUCAAAUCAUUAAGAAAAAACUCGGAAAACCCGAAAAAUACCUGUCUUAUGUGGCGUGCUUCAAAACCGGACAUGCAAAUUUCUGCUCUUUCCUUUUUCUUCUGUCCUCCUUAUCUUGGAGUCUAUAAUGUACACCCUGUGGCGUGUGGGAGUUUGGUGAAAGAUAUUGAUACCUAUUUGAACUUUCGUACACCGUUUGUGUAUUACUCUCCUUCUCAUCUUUGGGUUUAGUCCAUUGGUUUUAUAUUGCAGUUAUACAUACAUAUUUGCAUAUUUUCCAG
Messenger RNA from Penicillium canescens, 2132 nucleotides. RefSeq lists its product as uncharacterized. The transcript has 2 exons. NCBI's taxonomy places the organism in Eukaryota, Fungi, Ascomycota, Eurotiomycetes, Eurotiales, Aspergillaceae. The record is from RefSeq and is a predicted model, not a curated record. The coding region runs from base 257 to 1777 and encodes 506 amino acids.